AUGGCCCCAGAGGUAAUUCGAAGUGAGCCAUACGAUGAAAAAUGCGAUGUUUUCAGUUUCGGAAUCAUACUUAAUGAGCUUCUAACCGGCAAUUAUCCAUACAUAGAGACAGACUAUGGUCCCUCCAAGAUUGCAUUACAAGUUGGGGAAGGCAAGAUAAGGCCAGCACUUCCGGAGCAUGAAGAUAACAUUGAAGAUUUGAUUCAACUGAUUCAACUCUCAUGGGAUGAAGAUCCUGAAUAUAGACCCUCUUUUGGUACAAUUACCCGGGGUUUGACAAUGAUUUAUGAUAGAUUUAUUAAUGCCCCAUAG
This is a messenger RNA of Lactuca virosa, 312 nucleotides long. The record is from the annotation of a GenBank genome assembly. NCBI's taxonomy places the organism in Eukaryota, Viridiplantae, Streptophyta, Magnoliopsida, Asterales, Asteraceae.